AGGAGGGUUUGGGGGUGUGCAGACACUGAGGGGAGGGGAGAAGGGUUUGGGGGUGUGCAGACACUGAGGGAGAUCAGGGGACUGCAGGCUGUGGGGGUGGGGAGGUGCAGAGCACUGCUGCUGUCUGGACUUGCUGUGCUGUGGCUGUGGUGGACGAUGCCCCAGUGGCCGCUCUGAUCUCUCCCAGGAUGUUGGGGCUGAAGAAAACCUCUUUCACCACCUUGAUAGUCGGCGUCUUCGUCGCCUACGUGCUCCACACGUGCUGGGUAAUGUACGGGAUCAUUUACACUAAGUCCUGUGCAAGCCGCAAGACCAAGAGCUGCAUCAAGCCCUAUCUGGUUGAAAACCCCAGGAUGCAGCUGAGCAUCUAUACUUCAACAAAAAACAGUGUUACCGAUGGAGCCAAUCUAAACCUCAUAUUGAACAUAGACCAUUUUGAUGUGAACUCUAAAUUUGAGAGGAUUGUCAAUAUUUCGUUACCAAAGAAAACACGCAGCAAUGGAACACUGUACGCUCACCUGUUUCUCCAUCAUGUUGGUGUGAUACCUUGGCAUGACAGCAAACAUGUGUAUGCAGUUGGUCACCUUACAGCAUACAUGGUCCCGAAACCUGAGGAAAUCAACCUAAUCACAGGAGAGACCGAUGGUCAGCCAGUGGUGACUAAUGCUGAAACUAAAGUGUUUGACCAGCCUGCUGCUCACUGGAGAUCCCGGCUCACCAUCAAUAUUAUGACAGACAACUUCACUUUUGAUGGAUCUGCUCUUCCAGCUGAUGUACACAGAUAUCUGAGAUUGUUGCAACACGGAAAGCAAGUUCAGUAUCUUCCAAUACUGUUUCUUGAUGAGCUCAGCAAUCGAGUGAGAGACCUGCUUAUCAUAAAUGCUACAUCGAUUACAUUACCUUUGACUAUCUGCUAUGAAGCAAUAUCGCUAGGAAAAUUACGGUUUUGGACCCACAUGCAAGAAGCAGUAUUUUCAUUACAGCGAUUUGGUUUCACUGAAAAAGAUGUUGAUGAAGUAAAAGGAAUCUUUGUGGAUACCAACCUCUACUUUUUGGCUUUGACAUUUUUUGUGGCAGCGUUCCAUCUCCUGUUCGAUUUCUUGGCCUUUAAAAAUGAUAUUAGCUUUUGGAGAAGGAAGAACAACAUGGUUGGGAUGUCCACUAAAGCAGUUCUUUGGCGGUGCUUCAGUACUAUCAUGAUAUUUCUUUUCCUGCUGGAUGAGCAAACCAGUUUAUUAGUACUUAUUCCAGCUGGAAUUGGCGCUAUCAUUGAGAUCUGGAAAGUUAAGAAGGCCUUUAAGAUGACAAUCAAGUGGGUUGGCCUGAAACCAACAUUCCAGUUUGGAUCAUUUGAUGAAUCUGAAAAGAAGACUGAAGAGUAUGAUACUCAGGCCAUGAAGUACUUGUCGUAUGUACUUUAUCCACUGUGUUUUGGUGGAGCAGUGUACUCUUUACUAAACGUGAAAUACAAAAGCUGGUACUCCUGGUUAAUUAACAGUUUAGUUAAUGGUGUCUACGCCUUUGGGUUUCUAUUCAUGCUGCCUCAGUUGUUUGUUAAUUACAAGAUGAAAUCGGUGGCUCAUUUACCAUGGAAGGCUUUCAUGUACAAAGCAUUCAAUACCUUCAUUGAUGAUGUCUUUGCUUUCAUUAUCACUAUGCCGACAUCACACAGACUGGCAUGUUUCAGAGAUGAUGUUGUGUUUCUUGUCUACCUGUAUCAGAGAUGGCUUUACCCAGUGGAUAAAAGCAGAAUAAAUGAAUUUGGUGAAUCGUAUGAUGAGAAAGAGACUGAGGGAAAACUGCAUAAAGAAUAAUUUUUAAGAUUGGACUUCAGCAAGUAGCCAUAUCAAACAGCUCGGCUGCUUAUGGCACAGCUUCUUUCUUUAUCUUUUCUUUUGGGACUGCAGUAUGGAUAGAUUUCCAGCAGUGCAAACCUUUGGGAUUUGUAAUUUUUCAAAUUCUGGAUCCCAUCUCAUAAUGGUUAAACAGUAUUACUCUCAAAUAGAGCUUAAACGCAGAUUUAAAAAUAUUAUGUUGUUGUAUAGCAACACAAGAUAACUUUGUAACUCCAUGAUAUUUGAGUUAAGGUCCAAGAAAAAAAAUUGGCUUGGGCUUUUAACUAAAAGAAAGCCUUUUGAGGUAAGAAGUGGUGCAGGAUAAUAUUGCAACUUCAUAAGGACUGGGUUAUUUUAAACUCUUGCACUUGUACUCGGGCUUGAUAUCAGUUUACUAGCCUGCAAUUUUUUUUUGAGUCAUGGAGUGGAUUUAUGCGACAUUUACAAUGUGAAUGGCUUAUAGCAACUAAUGAUGUCAUUGCUUUGAUGUUGAUAUAGUUAAUAAUUGCAAGAGCUGUAGUUCUCCAUCCAUUGUAUUAGUAAAUCAAUUGUGAUUUGGCCAAAUGAAUGAAUGUUAACUCAAAUUGUUUGGCAUUGUGCAGCUUUUUUGUUGCUUCAUCUUGAUCACUUCAUUGAUUUAUGGAGGAUACAAUGGUUUGCAAGUUUAAUGUUUGGAAGCGGCAAUAUUUUGCUUGACUAUGUUGGAUUUUCAAAUAUUGAACUACCUCCUCAACACUUUGCUUUACUGAAUGGAAUCACCUGGUUCAUUGUUUAAUUUUAAAUCAUUUUUAGCUUAAUGAAAAGAAUCAAUUAAUAAAGAGGAACCAAUUUUCUCUCAUGCCAAAAUAUGGUAGUAUUUAAAUUGAUAUAUUUAAUUGGCCAUGUAUAACUUAAUACAGUAUCAGUUUUCUGGGGAAGUGUCAGGUUGAAAAACAUCCUCUUUAUAUCAAGUUUAAAAUUUGCUUCUCAUUCCAGAAUAGAUGCUGCCAGCUGAUCUAAAAGGCAUUGCUUUGUCUAAGUUUACCUGACGUUUGGUCGAAUUUGCUUUUUCGAUUUCAUUUGUCAAUAUGCAUUCCAUAUUUGUGACUGUUCAUAAAGUUAUUUUUACAACAUUCA
Molecule: messenger RNA, 2951 nt
Organism: Callorhinchus milii (elephant shark)
Lineage: Eukaryota; Metazoa; Chordata; Chondrichthyes; Chimaeriformes; Callorhinchidae
Gene: clptm1l
Product: CLPTM1 like
Exons: 17
Coding region: 189-1814 (541 amino acids)
Cellular component (GO): membrane; endomembrane system
Source: RefSeq, a predicted model, not a curated record